Messenger RNA from Prinia subflava (tawny-flanked prinia), 4898 nucleotides. It is a transcript of the gene ETNK2, whose product is annotated as ethanolamine kinase 2. Gene Ontology annotation, molecular function: ethanolamine kinase activity. Gene Ontology annotation, cellular component: cytoplasm. Gene Ontology annotation, biological process: phosphatidylethanolamine biosynthetic process. Bases 1797 to 3200 code for a protein of 467 amino acids. The record is from RefSeq and is a predicted model, not a curated record. The transcript is spliced from 9 exons. Lineage: Eukaryota; Metazoa; Chordata; Aves; Passeriformes; Cisticolidae.
GCUCAGCAGCACAGGAAACCCCGGGAAGCAGCGGCAGGGAGGGAUGGGAGCGUCAGAAAAGAGGGAAUGUGCCGAGGCCAGCGCUGGAGCUGCAUCCACGAGGUUCUGGAUGCGCAGAGAGGCCUGCCCGGAGUCUCCCCUUCCUACCGAGGGAAAUCCCGCUCGGAAUUCCCAAACCGGCUCUCCACGGCCGAGCCUCCGGUCUGGAGAAGACUCGAGUGGGUGUAAAAAGUGACUUCAGCCCCCACCGCAUCCCUCAGCUGGAAAACGCCCGGCCAGGCCUAACCCGGGAUGUUUUCCGCCGGGCCGGUUCUGUUCCAACUCAUUUCAAGCUGCGGGAGCUCGAACCCGCCCGAAGGCCCUUAAACCGGGUAAUUAACACCUCUAAUCGCCUGCUCCGGGCCAAUUUCCCGCUGCAUGCGGCGGCCCUGCCCGCGGGGCUCCGCCAGCCCGGAUUAGAUCGUUUCAGAUCGUUCCGGCCGAGCAAUUAGGCCGCGCUCAGCCCAGCAGAGCGCGGCAGCAAUUAAGCCCGUCCUAUUAACACUGACGAGCCUGGCGCUAUUUUUAGAAACACGGGAAAGCGCCCGGCGGGGGUUUUGUCCCCUCCUUGCCCUUCCUUAAAUGAUUUUUGCCCCAGGUCUCCGUGGUCCCUCGGGCUGAUUUCAGGCACUCCGGAGGGGGCCCUGUGACGCUGUAAUUUCCUCUGAAAAUGAAUCCUGGAGCCGCGUCCGGGGGCUGCGGGGGCUCUGCCAGCGGGAAAAUCCCGCUCUGUCUUCACCCCCAAAUCCGCUUCCCAUCCCGGCCGUGAAUCCCUCAGGAGGUGCGGAGGGUGCAGUGGGAGAGGUUAUCCCGAGGGGAUCCAGGUUAUCCCGAGGGGAUCCACCCCGCCCGGAGCCCUGGGGCUCGUCCCGUGCGUGGCAUCCUCAGCCUCCGUAACCCCAAAGGGAGGGGCGGGGGCUGCGCGGAGCCCCCCGGGGUGGCGGAGGGGCUCAGGGGACGGACGGACGGACGGAUGGGUGGAUGGAGGGAUGGAUGGAUGGAUCAUGGAUGGAGGAAUGGAUGAAGGGAGGGAUGGAUGGAGGGAUAGAUGCAUGGAUGCAUGGAUGGAGGGAUGGAUGGAUGGAUAGACAGACGGACAGGGUGCAGGUGCGGCUGUCCCGGUCCCGGCGCGGAUCCUCUGGGAUGGCUUUGAGCUUCCAGGCAUGGAUGGGGAAGGCAUCCGGGCAAGAGGCAGCGGCAGCAGGUGCGGCACAGCGGGGUCCCGGUGCCGGUUCCGGUGCCGGCCGGGCGGGGUUCCGCUGCCCAGGACGCCGGUGCGGGUCGGGCGUGGAUGGGAUGCCCCAUCCCGGUACGGAUCCACUGCCCGGGAUGCGGUCCCGGUCGGGGAGUCCCGGUGAGGGCGGGAUGCCGGUCCGCUGGUGCGGGCAGGGGUGGGUGCGGCUCCCGCGUCCCGGUGUGCGUGGGGUCCGGGUCCCGCCCUGCCAGCGAUGCAGGUCCCGUUGGGAUGAGGAUCCUCUGACCCCGUUGCCGGUCCCGGUGAGAUGCUGGUCCCGGGUCUGCGGUGCCGGUCCCGGUAGGAUGCGGAUCCCUUCCCCCGGUGCCGGUCCCGGUAGGAUGCGGAUCCCUUCCCCCGGUGCCGGUCCCGGUAGGACGCGGGUCUCUUCCCCCGGUGCCGGUCCCGGUAGGAUGCGGAUCCCCUGGCCCCGGUGCCGGUCCCGGUAGGACGCGGGUCUCUUCCCCCGGUGCCGGUCCCGGUGGGAUGGCGGAUCCCUUCCCCCGGUGCCGGUCCCGGUAGGAUGCGGAUCCCUUCCCCCGGUGCCGGUCCCGGUAGGAUGCGGAUCCCUUCCCCCGGUGCCGGUCCCGGUAGGAUGCGGAUCUCUGCCCCCAGUGCCGGUCCCGGUAGGACGCGGCUCCCUGCCCGCGGUGCCGGUGCGGGCGCUGCCGCCGCUGCCGGGGAGGCGGGCGGGAGGCGGGCCGGUGACUCAUGGCUUCCCAGCGGCGGCGGCUCCUCCCCGCGGCCGCCGGCCCCGCGCAGCCCCCGGCACAUGGGCCGCGGCUCCGGCAGCGCGGAGCUGGCCAUGGCCGCACCGCCCGCCCGCUGCCCCGACUGCCCGGGGCCGGAGCGGGGGGGCGGCGGCGGGACCCCCGCCGUGCCGCACCUCGGCAUUGCGGUGGACGAGGGGGACGUGCUGCCCGGGGCGCUGCGGAUCGUGCGGCAGCUGAGACCCGCCUGGGAGCCGGCCACGGUGAAGACCAAGCUCUUCACUGAUGGCAUCACCAACAAGCUGGUGGCCUGCUACACGGACGAGGGGAUGGCGGACGCGCUGCUGGUCCGGGUCUACGGCAGGAGGACGGAGCUGCUGGUGGACAGGGAGACGGAGCUGAGGAACUUCCAGGUGCUGCGAGCCCACGGCUGCGCCCCCGACCUCUACUGCGCCUUCCAGAACGGGCUCUGCUACCAAUUCCUGCCGGGAAUGGCACUGGGGCCGCACCACGUGCGGGAUCCACACAUCUUCAGGCUGGUGGCCCGGGAGAUGGCCCGAGUCCACGCCAUCCACGCCAACGGGAGCCUGCCCAGGCCCAUCCUGUGGCAGAAGCUGCGCAAAUACCUCAGCCUGGUGAAGACAGAGCUCAGCCCAAAGGUAUCCAACCCCAGCCUCCCGCAGGACGUGCCGGGCCUGGAGGCGCUGGAGCGGGAGCUGGCGUGGAUGGAGGCGACGCUGCCGCCGCUGGGGUCGCCCGUGGUGCUGUGCCACAACGACCUCCUGUGCAAGAACAUCAUCUACGACGGGACACGAGAGCGCGUUCGCUUCAUCGACUACGAGUACACGGGGUACAACUACCAGGCCUUCGACAUCGGCAACCACUUCAACGAGUUCGCAGGUGUGAAGGAGGUGGAUUACAGCCUCUACCCCAGCAAGGAGACGCAGCUGCAGUGGCUGCACUCCUACCUGCAGGCCUACAAGGAGCUCACCCAGGGGUGCCCAGGUGACGUCCAGGUGUCCCAGGAGGAGCUGGAGACUCUCUACGUGCAAGUGAACAAAUUCUCCUUGGCAUCCCACUUCCUCUGGGCGUGCUGGGGCCUGAUCCAGGACAAAUACUCGACCAUAGACUUUAAUUUCUUAAGAUAUGCAAAGUUAAGGUUUAAGCAGUACUUCAAGAUGAAGCCGGUGGUCACAGCCCUGCAGGUCCCCAAAUAGGCGCCACCCCGAGUCCUGGCCGCGUCCUCGCACCCCCAACCCCUUGCCCAGCCCCGCCGGCAGCAAGGAGGGGACGAGAGGAGCUCUGCCACCGCUUCCAGGAGCACCUGGACACCCCAAACUGGACCACGAGAUGCUGGAGAGGACCACGGCCCCGGCGAGGCCCCAGGAAGCCUCACCACCGCCUUAAGGCCGAGCCCCGCUCGGCGCCCGUGCCCGGCAGGUCCGUGCCCUGCUGGUGCCACUGCCGGGGCUGGCACCGCCCCGCUGUCCCUGCGCUGUCCCCAGGGAGGGACACGCGGCCACCCCGUCCGCUCAGGAGCCCCCAGAGCUGCCCGGUCACUUUGCUGUGCCCUCUGUCCCCUCCUGCCCUGCUGGGUGCCACCAGGUGCCACCCCCAAACCAGCACUGGUCACUUUGCUGUGCCCUCUGUCCCCUCCUGCCCUGCUGGGUGCCACCCCAAACCAACACCGGUCACUUCGCUGUGCCCUCUGUCCCCUCCUGCCCUGCUGGGUGCCACCAGGGUGCCACCCCCGAAUUAACCCCGUCCCGGGUCCCUGCUGACCCCAGGCACGGGGCCCUUUUCCAGGAGGGUUUGGAGCUGCGGGGAAAGGGGCAGGGCCAGCCUUGAGCCACCAGGGUCUGGCACCAGUGCGGUGCUGCUGGUGGGCACUGGAUGCCCGCCCCCUGUGCUGUGCCCAGCCCGGGGCUGGCUCUACGUGUCCCCACAGUGUCCCCACUGUCCCCCUCAGCUUGGUGGCUUUCCCCGCACCCAGCAGCUUCCCAGCUCUGCCUUCGCCCUCUCCCCCAGGGUCAGGGAGGUCCGGGGGGUCGGUCCUGUCUGCCUGUCCCCAUCCCUGUCCUGCUCCCUUGGCCAUGUCCCCACCCCCGGCAGGAGGUGGCACAGAGCUGUCCCCUUCCAGGACCGGGCACAGCUUCACCCCCUGCCCCGCCCCGCUGAGCCCCGUCCAGCUCAUCGCGGUUGUGCAGCAGCUGUGGGGGCAGUCUGAGCCCUGUGUCCCUGUCCUGGCUGUGGGGACAAGGUGACCGUCCCCUCUCUGGGCACAGUGACCUCGCCCAGAGCCCUGUGUCCCUGUCCUGGCUGUGGGGACACGGUGACCGUCCCUCCUCUGGGCACAGUGACCUCCCCCAGAGCCCUGUGCCCUUGUCCUGGCUGUGGGGACAUGGUGACUGUCCCUCCUCUGGGCACAGUGACCUCCCCCAGAGCCCUGUGCCCCUGUCCUGGCUGUGGGGACACGGUGACCAUCCCUGGGCACAGCCAGGGCUGCUGGCACAUCCGUGUUUUGUUCUGGUGUGAAAUAAAAGCUGCUGGUAGCUGGAAUUCGGGGUUGGUGGGUCUGGGGGGGCUUGUGCUGGAGCAGGGGCAGCACCCCCGGGCUCUGGGGGUGCUCCUGUCCCCUCUGUACCCGGAGAUGUCCCCACUCACCCCUCACCCCCAAAUCUGGUGAAGCCCAGGCCCCGCUCUCUGCUCCAAAAAUUCGCUUUUAUUGUGCCAAGGGACUGGGGAGGAGGAACGAUUGUAAACAGGGAUGUGAAAUAUACAGGUUAAGUUACUCGUCUUAUUAACAAAAUAAAGCUCUAUCUAUAUUUACAAUCUUUAAAAACGAAACAAAACAACACCAACAACAAAAAUAAUAAAUGGAAGAGAGGCGGGAAGAGCCGCAGCUGUGGGGAGGG